Molecule: messenger RNA, 2545 nt
Organism: Amaranthus tricolor (Joseph's coat)
Lineage: Eukaryota; Viridiplantae; Streptophyta; Magnoliopsida; Caryophyllales; Amaranthaceae
Product: berberine bridge enzyme-like D-2
Exons: 1
Coding region: 49-1662 (537 amino acids)
Molecular function (GO): FAD binding; oxidoreductase activity
Source: RefSeq, a predicted model, not a curated record
AACUCAUUAGUACCCCACUACCUACGUACCCAAUUAUUUCAGUCAUCAAUGGCGGACAUUAUUCACCAAAAAUCAUAUCUUUUCCUGCAUAGCUUCAUCUUCUUUAACCAUCUUACUUUUAUGUUUUCUCAAUCCAUAGAUAAUAAUGAAAUACUUCAUUGCCUCAACAACAAUAAAAUUACUAAUUUUACUUUACACCCAUCAUCGAAACAUCAUUCUUCCAUACAUUUCAAUCAUCUUCUUAAAUUUUCUAUCCAAAAUCUAAGGGUAGCAAAAGAUUCAACCCCAAAACCAACGGCUAUUAUCUUGCCUGAAAGUAAGGAACAGGUAGUCAACUCUGUGUUGUGCUGUAGGAGAUCAUUGAUGGAAAUCAGAAUCAGGUCAGGUGGACAUAGUUAUGAGGGAAUGUCCUCUAUUCCACGUGGCAACAACCCAUUUGUCAUCAUUGAUAUGAUGAAUAUGAACCGUGUGAUUGUUGAUCUGGAAUCUGAGACAGCUUGGGUAGAAAGUGGAGCAACACUAGGGGAAUUAUACUCUACUAUUGCAGCACACAGUAGUUACUAUGGGUUUCCGGCUGGAGUAUGGCCCAGUGUUGGUGUUGGUGGUCAUUUUUCUGGGGGUGGUAUUGGGGUUUUGAGCAGAAAGUAUGGCCUUUCUGCUGAUAAUGUGUUAGAUGUGGGCUUAGUUGAUGCCGAAGGGCGGGUUUUUGACCGGGCCAAGAUGGGCGAGGAGGUGUUUUGGGCAGCACGAGGAGGCGGUGGUGGGAAUUGGGGGGUUGUUUAUGGUUGGAAGGUCCAACUAGUCCAUGUUCCUGAAAGGGUCACUUGUUUUAGUGUUACCAAACAAGGCACAAAUCAUGAAUUAGCUGAAUUGAUACAUAAGUGGCAAUUUGUUGCUCCAUACUUGGAUGAUGGUUUUCAUAUCUCAGUUUAUCUAACUAGUGGCACAACUAAAGAAGUUUAUGUUACAUUCAAAGGGCUUUAUCUAGGGUCAAAAAUCGAUGCGCGAACUAUAGUUAAUGAACAUUUUCCGGAGAUGAAGAUUCUUGAACAAGACUACCUCGAAAUGAGAUGGAUCAAUUCGGUUUUGUACUUCUCCGACCUUCCUAAAGGAAGCACAAUCAACGAUUUGAAAUCUCGAUCUUUGUCGUAUAAAUCAUACAUAAAAACCAAGUCGGACUAUGUUAGAGAACAUGUCUCUAUCAAGGGCUUAGAGGGUGCACUCGAAAUGUUGGCCUCAGAGCCUAAGGGGCUUAUGCUAUUGGAUCCUUAUGGCGGAGUUAUGGAUCGGAUAAGCAAUGACUCGAUUGCAUUUCCUCAUCGAAAAGGAAACUUAUAUAACAUUUUGUAUGCUUUAUUUUGGCAAGAAGAAGAUGAAGAAAAUCGGUGUUUGAGUUGGAUUAGCGGUAUAUAUAACUACAUGACACCGUAUGUAGCAUCGAAUCCUCGAGCAGCCUAUGUUAAUUACAUUGAUCUUGAUCUUGGCACGAUUGAUGACAACAAUGGUGAUAUUGUAGAAAAGGCAAGAGCAUGGGGGGAGAAGUAUUUUUUAGGUCACUAUGAAAGAUUGGUGAGCAUCAAAAAUAUUAUUGAUCCACAAAAUGUAUUCUUUCAUCAACAAGGGAUCCCUCCUUCUAAAGUACAAAUACAAGACGAGUUGUAAUUUGAUUGUGUAUGUAAUGCUUCCUUAAUGUUGUAUUAUGCCAUGAAAAUAAAAGUCAGGGACACUAAGACAUGCAAGGAGGACAAUUGUAUUACUCAUUUGGGAAGGUAUUAGAUAUUAGAAGAGGGUAUUAGUAUUGAAAAGGGUGAGAAAAUAGGGUUUUAUUCCAAUUAGAGCUUUUACUACUUCCUCCAAGAAGAAUCUGAGUUCCAUUCUCUUUCCCUAAACCUCCCCUUCAAAAUAGAAAAGCUAAAAGAAAGUAUUGAUAAGAGUGCAUCUGUAUUAUUGAAUUAUACUCUCUCUCGGUCCCUUUUGUUUUUACCUCUAUUUUUUGUUUAGAUUCAAAUGUCAAUUUAAAACUUAAAUAUCUUCUAUUGUGUAUGUGAAGAUCAUUUAAAAUUUUUGGAAAAUAUACAUUGAGAAGAAUCUAUUAAAAUUUCAUGUGAAUAUAUCUUUUAGAUAAAUUGAGGAGACUGAAUAAUCUAUCAGAAUCUAUCAAAAUUCAAAGUGGAAAUAUCAAAUUUACCAAAAUCUAUUAUAAAAUCCGCGUGAAUCUAUCAAAACCUAUUAAAUUUAUUAAAAUCUCACGUGAAUAUCUCUAAAUAAGAGAAACAAAUAAGGAAAGAAUAACUAAUUUGGGAUGUCUAUAGCAACAAAUACAACCAAAUCAAUACACUUUUGCAUAGAAGAAGAUAAUCUCAGCAAUGGAUAUGAACGGCCUAAAACCAAUCAAAUGCUGACCCACAACAAUAAAUUACUGAUGAUGUUCAACAACACAACAAUGGAGUCUUAAUGUAACAUUCGGGAAAAUUAAUAUUUUAAGACGAGUAAGUUUAAGAGAAUUAUCAGUGCGAGAUUGAUCCUAGAUAUACAUGACAUAAAA